AUGGUCUAUACAAUCGUCGUGCACCUCUACGCCAAGCCCGAGGCCGAAGCCAUCGCCAAACUCAAAGCCAAGCUUGUCGAAGCGAGUCAAGUGUACUCCAAAGACAAGGAGACGCUGAGCUGGUUCGUCAUGCAGGACACAGUCGAUCCGCGUGCAUUCACCAUUGUCGAGCGGUAUUUGAAAGAAUCUGUACGUUGA
Molecule: messenger RNA, 198 nt
Organism: Parastagonospora nodorum SN15
Lineage: Eukaryota; Fungi; Ascomycota; Dothideomycetes; Pleosporales; Phaeosphaeriaceae
Exons: 1
Coding region: 1-198 (65 amino acids)
Source: RefSeq, a predicted model, not a curated record